Messenger RNA from Periophthalmus magnuspinnatus, 2266 nucleotides. It is a transcript of the gene tdp1, whose product is annotated as tyrosyl-DNA phosphodiesterase 1. NCBI's taxonomy places the organism in Eukaryota, Metazoa, Chordata, Actinopteri, Gobiiformes, Gobiidae. The transcript is spliced from 16 exons. The record is from RefSeq and is a predicted model, not a curated record. Gene Ontology annotation, biological process: double-strand break repair; single strand break repair. Gene Ontology annotation, molecular function: 3'-tyrosyl-DNA phosphodiesterase activity; double-stranded DNA binding; single-stranded DNA binding. Gene Ontology annotation, cellular component: nucleus. Bases 243 to 2093 code for a protein of 616 amino acids.
GCACUAACGAGUUUAGCGCCAAGAAUAACACCGCCACGAGGAAGAGCCCAUGCACCUUAUUGCUUUUGUUUUGUUUCGUGCAUGUUUUGUGCACUUCAUCGCCGCAUCUCUCCAAAACGAGGUAACAAUCACGCUUCCCAAAGAAAAAACGAAUGCAAAGAUAGAAGAACAUCUACCGACAGUUGUUUUUGCACGAAUCUACGGCCUUGCAUCUGGGAUAAUAAAGACAGUGCAAAUAGGUUAUGUCUCAAGAAAGUCAACAUGGCAAGUGGAGCAUCUCUAGUAGUGAAGAUGAAGAUGAACGCCUUCCUCCUUCUGGAACAACAACAAAAAGUGACAAGACCACAAUUUUGCAGUCUCCAUCACCCCCUAAAACAGACUCAGUUUCGAUCAAAGUAGACAUUAAACCCGAACAAUGUGACACUUCCACAUCUUCACUUUUUAUUGGGUCUGAGGCCAGAAAGUCUGCUGCCUCAAACCAAGUGAACCCUGUCAAGUUUGAAACCAGUCCAUCGCUGGCUGGAAAGAGAAAGAAAGCGGUGCCAGAGGGGUCAGGGUGGGCUCUGUCUGAUAGUGAUGACGAUGAUGAUGCUGACGUUAAGAAGAAAACUAUCAACAAUAAUAUCCCUAAGAAAGAACCUUCAAGCCCUCAAGCCAAAAAGCAGAAGGUAGCAAAUGAACGUCCACCCAGUCCCCAUGGUCGCGUGUACUACGUAGAUGAGCCAGAAGACUUUUUUGAAUCCACAUUCCCCAGUCUAAAUGACACCUAUGGCUUCUAUCUCAACAAAGUCACUGGGCUGGACCAAAAGUACAACAGCGGCGCACUGCACAUCAAGGACAUCCUUUCACCAUUGUUUGGAACGUUGAAGGAAUCUGUUCAGUUCAACUACUGCUUUGAUGUGGCUUGGAUGGUUAAGCAAUACCCAGAAGAGUUCAGAGACCGUCCGGUUCUCAUUGUCCAUGGAGACAAAAGAGAGGCCAAAGCUCGGCUUGUCCGAGAUGCUCAACCCUAUCCUCAUGUUAAAUUAUGCCAGGCUAAAUUGGAUAUUGCGUUUGGAACUCACCACACGAAGAUGAUGUUGUUGUGGUAUGAAGAGGGUUUUCGAGUCAUAAUUCUGACAUCCAACAUGAUUAGAGCGGACUGGUAUCAGAAAACUCAAGGGAUGUGGAUGAGUCCUCUAUUUCCACGGUUACCAAAGGGCAGCAGUAAUACAGGUGAGUCACCCACCUUCUUCAAAAGGGAUUUGCUUGAGUAUCUUGCAACAUACAGAGCACCUGAACUUGAGGAAUGGAUGCAACGUAUCAAAGAACAUGACCUUUCAGAGACUAGAGUAUAUUUAAUUGGCUCAACUCCAGGGAGGUAUGUGGGAGCAGACAUGGAUCAAUGGGGCCAUCUCAGGCUGAGAAAGCUUUUGUAUGACCAUACUAUACCUAUUCCUGAUGAAGAACAGUGGCCUGUUGUUGGUCAGUUUUCCAGCAUUGGAUCCAUGGGAAUAGACAAAACCAAAUGGUUGGCAGCAGAGUUUCAACGCACAUUAACUACUCUGGGGAAGUCCUCUCUCCGGUCAGAUCCCCCUCUUUAUUUGCUGUAUCCAUCAGUAGAAGAUGUGCGGACAAGUUUAGAAGGGUAUCCAGCGGGAGGUUCGCUUCCAUACAGCAUUCAGACAGCUCAGAAACAAUUAUGGCUUCACUCUUUUUUUCACCGGUGGAAGGCAGACACAACUGGGAGGACUCAUGCUAUGCCUCACAUUAAGACAUUCAUGAGAGUUUCUCCAGAUUUCUCUGAGCUGGCCUGGUAUUGUAUAACAAGUGCAAACUUAUCAAAAGCUGCAUGGGGUGCCCUGGAGAAGAACAACACACAGAUAAUGGUCCGGUCGUAUGAGCUGGGAGUUCUCUUCCUGCCCUCAGCCUAUAAUAUGAAGACAUUCCCUAUACAGAGAAAUCCCUUUCCUGUUUCUUCACCUUCCACUGGAUUCCCUGUACCCUUUGACCUUCCUCCAAUAAGUUACACCUCUAAAGAUCAGCCAUGGAUCUGGAACAUAGCGUACACCCAGGCCCCGGACACACAUGGUAAUGUCUGGGUCCCUUCAUGAGUGCAUUUAUGAAGUCCUUCCACUAGACACUAGAAGACUCUAAGAUGAUUAGAGUCCUCUGAAAUAUUUUUAUGUUUAGACUUACAUUAUGUAAAAAUAUAUAUUUUUAAUCAUUUCUGUUUGCUGUUGGACGUCAUGUGUAGAUUUUGUGCAAAUAAACAGUCACCACUUUU